Molecule: messenger RNA, 249 nt
Organism: Anisakis simplex (herring worm)
Lineage: Eukaryota; Metazoa; Nematoda; Chromadorea; Rhabditida; Anisakidae
Source: the annotation of a GenBank genome assembly
AUGCCGCCGAACGCAAACAGCACAAUCGUUUCAGUGGAAAUCAAUCGUUUCGCUGCUGGAAAUGCGAGUGAGGAAGCCGAUGGAAAAAUAUGCUCGGUUUCGUUGAAAUUCGAUAUGCCGCAGCAGCAGAUGGAAUGUAUCGUCCGUCGCAACUAUGUGAAGAGGAAUAUGCCAAUGAUAGUUUUGAUGCAGUUUGGCGGACCAGAGAAUUAUUCUAUUGUGAAUUCCAGCAAGGGAAUAGUGGCGUAA